Chlamydomonas reinhardtii is the source of this 1435-nucleotide messenger RNA. RefSeq lists its product as uncharacterized. NCBI's taxonomy places the organism in Eukaryota, Viridiplantae, Chlorophyta, Chlorophyceae, Chlamydomonadales, Chlamydomonadaceae. The record is from RefSeq and is a predicted model, not a curated record. The transcript is spliced from 8 exons. Bases 232 to 951 code for a protein of 239 amino acids.
AUAAUAAUUUGCCUUUGAGCAUUUGACCUCUCCAGAGUACCGUCGCGCCAAAAUUGCAACACUCUCAGGACCCGCUCUAUGCUGAAGACGCCCAUUAAGCCGUGACGUAAAAAACGCACUCAUACAUAUGGCACAAUUCACCGCGCCACCCACUGCGAGUUCUGCUCUAGGCGCUGCCUCGGACUGAGGCGUUCACAGCCUGCCGCGCCUGUGGCAGGAGCCCGCCAGACAAUGGCCACAGAGCCUGCGGGCCCUGUGGGCCUGCACCACUACUACGCAGCCGUGGGCAACAGGGAGGCCAAAUUGGCCACCCUCCUGGAGCUGCUGCAGGCCCUGCAGGCGACCACCAACCCGCGGCACCUGGCCAUCUGCUGCAGCGCUCGUGACACAUUGGAUGCGGUCGUGCACGCGUUGUUGCAAACACGGGCCUUCGCGGUCACCGCCAUUCACAGCGACCUGACGGAAAAGGAGCGCGAGCUGGCGAUCACAAACUUCCGAAGAGGGGCCUUCGGGCCGGCUGCUGCUGCCACUUCGGGCUCGGCAGGGCCGCCAGCGGCCGGCGGCGGGGCGUCAGGUCCGUCAGUCGGGAGUGCGACAGGAAGCUUGCGGGAACGAGGCGGGCUGGAUGCCGGCGCGGCGCGGGAGGUGGAGCAGCUGCCGUGUGUCCUUGCCACCACAGACGUCUGCCUGAAGGCGUUGCCCAAGGACCUACUGCCAGUGGGCGUGUCGCUUGUCGUGGAGUAUGAACUACCGCCUUCAAAGGAGCUGUACAGUCGGCGAAUGCAAACGCUGUUCGGGGGCGGGAAAGACCGGAGAGCACAGCGCUGUGUGGUGGUGGACAUGGUGGAGGCUGGGGCUGUGGGUGCCUUCCGUGCGCUGGAGGGCUUCGCGGCCAGCCCCGUGCUGGAGAUGCCGGUGCGGGUGGAGGACAUGUUCACUGCGCGCUCCUGACGAGGAGGAGGAGGAGGAGGAGGAGGAGGAGGAGGAGGAGGGGGAGGAGGAGGAGGAGGAGGAGGAGGGGGGGGGAGGAGGGGGGUCUGCUGCUUGGUGUCGAUAGGAUGGCGGUGGGCAGGGCGGUGGGAUGUUGCAUGGCAGGAUGGGGUGGUGACGGGCGUUAAUUUGCGCCCUCCUGAUGCUAGAAGCUGAAGGUGCGGAUGAUGCAAUCAGGCCUAGGCUGGAGUCCUGGGGUGGAGCUGGGUUAAGGCCGAAUUCCGUGCCAGGCACACAUCCGUGAGAGGGGUACGAAGGCAAUGUGGGGCUGCAGAUGGCCCGGCACCAGCCGCUGCCCAACGAACCCCUGGGUCUUCGGCUCACAUUUAGUACUUAGUGGCUCGGUUAACAUUACGAUAUGUCCAUUACUGUUGGGCUACGAGCUCACUUCGCGUUGACCAUGUGUAGCUACCUGCGCUGUAGCCCUCGUCAUUAAACUCUCCAA